This is a messenger RNA of Esox lucius (northern pike), 8013 nucleotides long. It is a transcript of the gene ppip5k1a, whose product is annotated as diphosphoinositol pentakisphosphate kinase 1a. The coding region runs from base 665 to 4981 and encodes 1438 amino acids. Gene Ontology annotation, molecular function: diphosphoinositol pentakisphosphate kinase activity; 5-diphosphoinositol pentakisphosphate 1-kinase activity; inositol hexakisphosphate kinase activity. The transcript is spliced from 33 exons. Gene Ontology annotation, cellular component: cytosol. The record is from RefSeq and is a predicted model, not a curated record. NCBI's taxonomy places the organism in Eukaryota, Metazoa, Chordata, Actinopteri, Esociformes, Esocidae. Gene Ontology annotation, biological process: inositol metabolic process; inositol phosphate biosynthetic process.
CUCCCUAAAAGUAGCUCUGGCAAUAGUCAAGCUGUCAUUAGUCUGUCAGUGGAGAAAAAAAAGCUGUCAAGCAGUAAAGAAGCGAAGGUUCUUAAAAACUAUCAAGCCACUCUGUAGUUCGUAUCAAAAUUACAAACUGAGCAAGUUCAAGUAGAUGACAACAUAAGCAGCAAACACAUGGCAGAUCAGUGAACUGCUUUUGAAUACUGAGGACGAGCAUAGAUGAAUGGGCUGUCGUCCCGUUAUAUUGGGAUCCACCCCUUCAAUCCCCCUGAGGCUACUUGGAACCCAGCCCUGGGCCAGACCAGAAACAUGAGCUCCAUAACUGCUAAAUGUGGAAUGAGAGCUCAGCCCCACCACCGCUGACACCAAGCCCGUAGCCCCGCCUGUCCCACACCGCGUUCAACAAUCUGGGGCGACCCUCAACACUUGCCCCCAGGACCUGCCCUUCUACCCCCUCUCUUCCAUUUCUCACCCUACUCCCUAGCACCCAGCGUACCCCACAGUCCGUCUUGGUUCAGCUCAGCCCGGUUUGAGUCUCGGGAGGCACCGUCACCCAUCUCCUAGUGUGUGUGUCCCCCACCCCCAUCGGCGGCCCGCCCCGGGCCGUGUGUUGGUGUGUGAUGGCGCGGCGGUACGCUGAGGGCUGCCGCCGGGGACUGUGAUGUCAGAGCCUGUUAGCCCGGGCGAGAGCCAGCGUGGCGCUCCCAGAUUCUUCGUGGGCUGCGGGGACGAUGAGAGCGAGGGCCCGGAGGACAUGGACGACUGCAGCAUGAGGACGGACAUGGAGCUGUACGAGGACGACGAGGACACCGACUCGCCCCCGGAGCGACAGAUCGUAGUGGGGAUCUGUUCCAUGACUAAGAAGUCCAAGUCUAAGCCCAUGACCCAGAUCCUGGAGCGGCUGUGCAGGUUUGAGUACAUAACCGUGGUCAUCUUCCCCGAAGAUGUCAUUCUCAACGAGCCCGUGGACAAAUGGCCCCUGUGUGACUGCCUCAUCUCCUUCCACUCCAAAGGAUUCCCGCUGGACAAAGCAGUGAGCUACGCCAAACUCCGAAACCCACUCCUCAUCAAUGACCUAAACACACAGUACUACAUACAGGACAGGAGGGAGGUGUAUCGUAUCUUGCAGCAGGAAGGCAUUGAUCUACCACGCUACGCUGUGCUCAACCGUGACCCAGAUAAACCAGAGGAGUGUAACCUGGUGGAGGGGGAAGACCAUGUGGAGGUCAAUGGGGAGGUGUUCCCGAAACCCUUUGUGGAGAAACCCGUCUGUGCUGAAGACCACAAUGUCUACAUAUACUACCCCACCUCUGCGGGAGGGGGAAGCCAGCGACUCUUCAGAAAGAUUGGUAGCCGGAGCAGUGUGUACUCACCAGAGAGCAACGUGAGGAAGACUGGCUCCUACAUCUACGAAGAGUUCAUGCCGACAGAUGGCACGGAUGUUAAGGUGUACACAGUGGGGCCUGACUAUGCCCAUGCUGAGGCCCGUAAGUCCCCGGCGCUGGACGGGAAGGUGGAGAGGGACAGCGAGGGAAAGGAGAUCCGCUACCCGGUCAUGCUUACCGCAAUGGAGAAACUAGUGGCCCGCAAGGUCUGCCUAGCAUUCAAGCAAACCGUGUGUGGAUUUGACCUUCUGCGAGCCAAUGGCCACUCCUAUGUCUGUGAUGUCAAUGGUUUCAGUUUUGUGAAGAACUCCAUGAAGUACUACGAUGACUGUGCCAAGAUCCUGGGUAAUAUAGUAAUGAGGGAGCUUGCACCCCAGUUCCAUAUCCCCUGGUCCAUCCCUACAGAGGCUGAGGAUAUCCCCAUCGUCCCCACCACAUCUGGCACCAUGAUGGAGUUACGCUGUGUCAUCGCAAUAAUCCGCCACGGAGACCGAACUCCUAAGCAAAAGAUGAAGAUGGAAGUGCGGAAUCCCAUGUUUUUUGAUUUGUUCGAGAAAUACGGAGGUUACAAGACAGGGAAGCUGAAACUGAAGAAGCCCAAACAACUGCAGGAGGUACUGGACAUUGCUCGGCAGCUGUUACUGGAACUAGGUGAUGGAAGAGAAGACUGUGAGAUUGAAGAGAAGAAAUCCAAACUGGAGCAGCUGAAGACCGUUCUGGAGAUGUAUGGCCACUUCUCUGGGAUCAACCGAAAAGUUCAGAUCACCUACCUGCCCCAUGGGCAGCCCAAAACAUCCAGCGAGGAGGAAGACACUCGUAAGGAGGGCCCUUCUCUUCUGCUGGUGUUGAAGUGGGGAGGGGAGCUGACCCCGGCAGGCCGGGUACAGGCAGAGGAGCUGGGAAGGGCCUUCCGCUGCAUGUACCCCGGAGGACAAGGCGACUACGCUGGCUUUCCUGGUUGUGGGUUGCUACGGUUACACAGCACAUACCGACAUGAUCUCAAGAUCUAUGCGUCUGACGAGGGCAGGGUGCAGAUGACUGCUGCAGCUUUCGCCAAGGGUCUGCUGGCGCUAGAGGGAGAACUGACACCCAUCCUGGUACAGAUGGUGAAGAGUGCCAAUAUGAAUGGCCUGCUGGACAAUGACAGUGACUCCCUCAGCAGCUGCCAGCAUCGCGUCAAGGCCCGUCUCCAUGAGAUCAUGCAGAAAAAUAUGGAUUUCACUGAGGAGGACUUUGAUAGGCUGGCCCCUACAUGUGCUUCCUCUCUGGUGAAUUCCAUGAAGAUCGUGGAGAACCCUGUGACCACAUGCGACCAGGUCUACACCCUCAUACAGAGCCUCACCUCCCAGAUACGCAAGAGACUGGAGGACCCCAAGUCUGCAGAUCUGCAGCUCUAUCACAGUGAGUCCCUGGAGCUGAUGCUGCAGCGCUGGUCCAAGCUGGAGCGGGACUUCCGGAUGAAGAGCGGCCGCUACGACAUCAGCAAGAUCCCAGACAUCUACGACUGUGUGAAAUACGAUGUUCAGCACAACGCCACGCUGGGGCUGGAGGACACUCUAGAUCUGUUCAGGUUGUCCCGGGCCCUGGCCGACAUCAUCAUUCCACAGGAAUAUGGCAUUAACAAAGUCGAGAAGCUGGACAUAGCCUACGCUUACUGCCUACCCCUGGUCAAGAAGAUCCAACUGGACCUGCAGAGGACCCACGAGGAUGAGUCGGUCAAUAAACUCCACCCCCUGUACUCUCGAGGAGUGAUGUCCCCGGGUCGCCACGUCAGAACGCGUCUGUACUUCACCAGCGAGAGUCACGUCCACUCUCUGCUCAGCAUCUUCCGUUACGGAGGCCUGCUUGACGAGGAGAAGGACCAACAGUGGAAGCGGGCGAUGGACUACCUCAGUGCCGUCUCUGAACUCAACUACAUGACCCAGAUAGUCAUCAUGCUGUAUGAGGACAACAACAAGGACCCGUCAUCAGAGGAGCGUUUCCAUGUGGAGCUUCACUUCAGUCCUGGGGUCAAAGGUUGUGAGGAGGAGGAGAAUGCACCAAUGGGCUUUGGCUUCCGUCCCGCCUCUGCUGAGUCUGUGGGACCCUCUUUCCCGGUUCAGAACGAUCAGAAACAGACCGACCCUGGCAGCUUGGAGGAUCUAUCACGUGAUGAGCUUGACCGGGCUGCACCACUCUCUGAACCAUUGGGCGUCCAUCGGAGAUCCCCACUUAUUCGCAACCGCAAGACUGGGUCUAUGGAGGUCCUUUCAGAGACGUCUUCAUCCAAAACAGGCAGCUACCGUCUCUUCCCCUCCUGCUCUCGUCAGUCCCCUGAGAUGAAACAGAGUGGUCUAGGCUCUCAGUGUGCUGGACUCUUUAGCACCACCGUCUUGGGUGGGUCUUCUAGCGCCCCCAACCUACAGGACUACGCACGCACACACCGCAAAAAAUUCUCCUCUGGCAGCUUGUCCUAUAAAGACGAGUUGUUGUCUAUGCCGGCAGUAAAGCGAUUUUCUGUGUCGUUUGCAAAGCAUCCGACUAAUGAGCCCUUGGAGGAGCACCACGUGGCCCAGCUGUUGAGGCGUUUCUCCACUGACGUCAGCCUGCGCUGCCCCCUCUCACUGGAUGGGGCGCUGGCCCACCACCUCCGCCAGUGCUCCUACCACCUCCGCCUCUUCCGCAACUGGCUCAUCUCCGGCCAGGACCCCCUAGAGUACCUCUACGGGUUUGAAGGCUGUUCCAUGGUGCCCUCCAUCUACCCGUUGGAGACCUUGCACAACUCACUGUCCCUCAAGCAGGUGGACGAGUUCCUCACCUCUGUGUGUGAGACGGGUGGCGACGCCCACUCCAGGACCACCAGAGCUCUGUCGGCCAUGUUUGACACUCAGAACCAGCCAUCAGUGGACUCCUAUAUGCCUCAGAGAGUCCUCUCCGUAUCUUUCCGACAGCGCUCAGACAGACCUCCCUGGUACAGCAGCGGUCCAUCCAGUACAGUGUCCAGCGCUGGCCCCUCGUCCCCAACCACGGCAGACACCUCUCCCCACUUCAGCUUCAGUGACAAGACCCCCCUCACCCCUCAGAGUAGUGAGGAGAUCCACUCCUGCCAGCACGACACAGGUCAGCAGGCCCAGACCCCUACCCCUCGAACUCCCAACCUCUCCGUUCCCAGCAGCCCCACGGAUGACCCACCCACCCCCUGCCAGACACCCCCAGAAGACAUGCGAAUAGCCCCGGCCACAUUCUGCCAUCUGUCCCUGAGCAUGAGCCCUGAACCCAGGCAGGUGGAGCCAGGCGAGUUUCCUGCUUCAGCCGAGGAUAGCAGCAGCGACGCUCCAGACCUCAGCCCUUUCAGUCCACCUUGCAUCCCACUAGCAGAGCUCUCUCUGGGCCGCAUGGAUGGCUACCUCCCUGGGUCUCUACCAGUACUGUUGGAGCUCAGAGAGAGCAGCAGCGAGGCAGGUUCAAGUGCCCAGACACCCCAAUCUGCAGAUGGACCUGAGGAGUUCUUUGACACACAGGAGACCAUAGAGAUGUGGAUGGGCAGUCCAGGGAGCCUCCCCCAUUCCGGGACACCUCUGGAGGUGGGUGCCCCUCACGUGUCAGAGCCCUAGGUGGGUGUUCAAACAACUAGGGAAGGAGCCAAUGUCUUGCAAGAGGCUGGAAGAAGGAAGCUUGGGGGACUUAAAGAAAGGCAGUUAAGAGGCAAAUACAAGGCUUCUUGGAGGCCCUUCAGAAAUCUUUCAAAAACCCUUCAAAAAGUUCACACAGCAAACCCCUUUCAAUGUACAAUCAGGGGCAGCACCCUUGUUACUAGGCUUUUGGUGAGUUGUGGGGCCUACUGAACACACACUGGUCAUGUUCAAUAGGCACCAAACGGAAGAAAGUGGACUGAAACGGAGGCCCUACCUCGACUUGUACAAUAAGAAAAUGUGUCUUGUAAAAAAAAAAAAAGAAAAAAAAAAGACAUACCCCAAAGACACGACUACCGUCUGUCCCACAGCUGUCUAUGAACCAGCCGUUGAAUCCAAAUCCAGUGUGAUCAUAGAACUACCACAAACAACCUUGUCGUGUGUGGACGUGUCUUGUAGAAAACCACUUCAAAUGUUGAUGUUGGUAAUGUUAACAUCUGUCUGUACAUCUGAACAUUGUGCACAAUAGUGGAGAUCUUGCCAAAGAUAACAGAAACAUUUUUGUUUGGGUGGGCUGGCAUAUGUACAUCGUUAUAUCUGUUGUUUACAAUGGUGAAGCCGUAUUCUCACUAAUUAUAGCCGCUAAUUCAUGGACAUUGUAAAACGGGAUUGUUUGAGAGACAUCACGCUGCAAAUGUGGGGGCUAAUACAUUUCAUUUGUUUUUCUUACUGGGAAAUAUACACAAAAUGUGUAGGAAAAUGAAUUAUUUAUGUUGUGUUGCAAAGUAGUUUAAAUACAUUUUCACCAGCUCCUUGCUUUGGCAAAUAUAAAACAAGCCAGUUUGAAAUGCAUUGUCAGUUGGCAAAUUCACUGCAAGUACACAUUUGAAAGGCAACAAGAAGGCAAGACUUAUCAGUGAGAUGUUGGCCUGGGUUUCCCUACGGUUCCUAUUCUAGGCUCUCCUUGUGAUGGUCUGAAUCACCAUCAGUAGAAAAGGUUAUGGUAUAACAUGUAUAAUACAACAGAAAAUCAACACGAACCAAGGGUAAGCACAUCGCUGUGCUUUCAGGUCGGCAGCCAGUGCACAGAGUUCUACUAAAUUGAACUUUGACCUUGUGCACACUGAGUGAACCAAGUGAGUGAACCAACUGAGUUGACCUGUUGUUCCAAACCCCUGACUAGCUGCAGAGAUCACCACAUGUAUGUUGAGAAUAUGGAUGUUUGUACUCUGUUAAUAUUCAGCAAUGCUAAAAAUCCUUACUGGCCCUAUAAUCCAGCAACCAAUGCAGAAAGGGUUUAGCUAAAGCACAAAGGGAGCACUAGACUACUGUCCCUCAACUUAAACAAAGAAAUGAUAAUUUAAGAGAACAUCCACCUCCUAUUCCCCAGGAGUGUAGGAUGAGAGGGUGUAUUAUGGUUGUAGCUUUAUCCCUUUUCAAUCUAGGUGGUGCCAUCGACGCGUCUACGCUGAUCCUGAUCUGUAAAAACACCAAAGGGAAUAGGUUAUUGGAAAGUAAGAUAAUAAGCCUAGAUAACCUCAACUACAUGAAUAUGGAUAAAUAGACACUUGCUUCGUCCUCUGUCUUAGGAGAAACACAGAAUUCCCUCUGACUGCUUUAGCCCAACAAGGUAUUGUCAUUACUGCCUUCACUGACAAACUAGCUAAAAGCAGAACAAGCUGACAUUUUUUGAAGAUUAGGGUACUGAUUUAAAGGAGCUAGUUUGGUCUAAUUUGCAGUUAAAAUAAAAGAGAAUAGCCUUUUUUUUUAUGUAGGUUUUGAGCAGAUGCAAGCAAUUUACUGGACUUUGCUGCACAAGGAAUCUGCUGUGAAGAUACUUAGGCAAAUAAUCUUAGGCCCUUGAAUUUUUAACUAAAACCAUUUAUUUGGGUAACGAGUGUUUUAAUAAUAAAACAAAUUCUAUGUAUAUGAAUAAAUAUAUACUAUUUUCUUUACAAAUAAACACUUACUAUCCAAAUGUCUUUAGUUCGACUUUAGGUGCCUAAGACAUUUACACAGUACUGUAUAUAACAGAUGUUUUAGAUCAUAACAUCCCAGUCUUGCUUUGCUGCCUACACUGCCUGUGAAAUAAUAAUCUUUUGAUUUGUUCACAACAUCUGCAAACCUUAUCUACCACUUUAUAUACGUAAUCAUAUAUAAACCAUAUGAAGAGAGAGAUCUAUAUUUAACUUUGGAUUUAACACUUAAUGUGGUGAUAUUUUUAAUGCGAAGCCAUCACAGAUUUAUUAACAGUUAACUUAUCAUAGCUACUGUAUAUUUUUGUAAAAGAUUGCCUCAAACAUUACUGUAUUAGCAAUCCUUUUAUUCACUAAAUAAGAGCUGGAUAUUUUUGGACAGUUCUUUGUGGUUCCAUUAAGCUAGACACAAUUAGGACUGCAAGUUUUAAAGCAGGGCCAGUUAUGUGUGUUAGACAGAUCGCUAAGAUGAAAUGAGAUCCUGUAUUUGACUAUUUGGAUUGGUGCAGUGUUAUUGCAAUCUACUGUAGAGAUACAUGUUUCUGUUUAAAUUCAGACAUUUACCAAUGCUGCUGUAUAGAUAAAUGUUAUCACUAAUGUAAUUUUUCCUUUAAAAAAAACAAUAACUAGCUACCUGAUUCUGUGUUGUACCUCCAGUUUAGUGGACAGUGCUGGAAUGUGUUUUCAAUAUUUCAUCUUUCAAUUCAAGAUCCUAAACCACACUAAAGAGAGCUGCAUUUGAGUUUUCUCUUGUCUUUUGAAGGUGACUGGACGAGAGUAGAUCAUAUUUAAUAAUGUAAUUAAGAAUAACCCGUUGUGUGCACUUAACUCUUCACGGAGGCUUUAUGAAUGAAAAUGCACUUAAAUGCUUUAGACAUUUCAUAUAAUAUUUAACUCCGAAAAAUUCAGAUGAGUAUACGGCACCCUCUCCGCUUGUGUUUGUGCUACUUGCUAUGUGGGUAGUCUGCUCUAAGGCUCUUGUUUCUUCAAAUGCAGCUUUGUUUCUUGAACCAUAUGAAUAAAAUGUCCUGUAAAAUA